This is a messenger RNA of Chilo suppressalis (striped riceborer), 1987 nucleotides long. The record is from the annotation of a GenBank genome assembly. Lineage: Eukaryota; Metazoa; Arthropoda; Insecta; Lepidoptera; Crambidae.
AAUACUUAAGUCUGAGCUUGGCGGUUUCGCAUUCAGUGUGGAAUGCACAGAGCAGUUGUGAUCAUUGAUUGUACAAUAUAUUAAAAUAUAUUAUAACUAGGGUAUAAAUAUUAGCUCGUAAUGUUUCGAAUAUUGGCGCUCGUUGUGGCAUUGACCUGCGCCUGCGCACAUAAGGAUCACCAUCAUGGAACCACUGAAGCGUGUGAAGCCAGCGAGCCGGUGACGGUGACUCCAUCAGGCCGUAUUCGAGGAUCAUGGCUUCAGACGCGGCGCGGGCGGCGCGUGCAGGCCUACCGCGGCGUGCGGUAUGCGGCCCCGCCCACCGGGGAGCUGCGGUUCCAGCCUCCCAAGCCAAUCUUGCAGUACCAAUCGGAGGUGGACGCACGAACAGAGGGCCCCGCCUGUCCUCAGCCUGUCAUAGACCCGGACUACUUCCUGGAUGAAGACUGUCUGCGGAUCAAUAUAUACACGCCAGAGAAGAAGCCUUCUAAGCCGCUGCCUGUAGUGAUGUACAUUCACUCUGGCGGGUUCUACUCGGCGUCGGGUCGCAGCGAUUUGGCCGGUCCCGACUACCUGCUAGACAAGGACAUCGUGCUCGUCACCAUCAACUACCGGCUUGCUUCACUCGGUUUCCUAAGCACGGGCGAUAAGUACGCCCCCGGUAACAACGGCUUCAAGGAUCAAGUGGUGGCCCUCGAGUGGGUGCGGCGCAACAUCGCGCCGUUCGGCGGCGACCCCGACCUCGUCACCAUCAGCGGGUGCAGCGCUGGCUCAUUCAGCGUCUUGCUGCAUAUGGUCUCACCCAUGUCCAAAGGUUUGUUCCACCGCGCGAUGUCCAUCAGCGGGUCACCCAUCUCGCAGGUGGCCGUCCGCCCUCACCAGAAGGAGCUGGCGAUUAAACAGGCUCAAUUACUGAACUGUCCCGUGGACAGCUCUGAAGCCAUCGUGUCCUGCCUCAAGACUAAACCUUGGAGGGAUAUCGCCAAUUCGCUCGACAAAAUGUUUACGUUCGGCUACGACCCGAUACUUCUGUGGGCACCCAUAGUGGAGCCCGACGUGGGCCAGGAGAGGUUCCUUGUGGAGAAUCCGCUGGAAUCCGUACAGAAUGGCAGGAUGCACCCGGUGCCGUACAUCAUCAGUCAAACUACCAGGGAAUUCUUCUGGAAGGCUUUCUCUAUCCUGAAGAACGAGAACUACACAAACACAAUGAACGCUGAAUGGGAGAGAAUAGCCCCUGUGUCCUUCUUACUGCCUCCGGAGAGAUCAAAGGAAGCAGCCGACCGACUGAAGCAAGCUUACUUGGAUGGGAAACCGUUAAGAAAUGACUCGGUUACUGCUGAUGGAUUGGGGAAGUUGUAUGGAGACUCGGUCACAGCAUUCGGAGUUCACAGAUUAGCAAACUUGAUGUGCCGCCAUUCUCCUCACAAGGUGUUCUACUAUGAGUUCGCGUACGUCGGCAACCGCAGCCACUACCAAAGUCCCGUCACUGGGAAGCCAGUGGGCGCUGCACAUCACGACGACCUGAUCUACCUGUUCGGUCUGCCGGUCAGCUUCCCCAUCAUACCCGCGGAUGACUCGCGCGACUCCAGCAUCGUAGACUUAAUGACGGAGAUCGUGUACAACUUCGCUAAGAAAGGGGACCCCAACCCCCUGUCGAUGGGUCCCUCAUGGCCCGCGAUGACGCCACAGCAUCGACAGUUCCUGAGAGUAUCGUCACCGCCCACUGUUCAACAGAAUAUGUUCGAGGACCGCUUCCGAGUGUGGGACGAGAUAUACCCGAUCAAAUACUGACAUCAGAGAUCUCAAUAGACCACUGAAGAGAUUAAGAAGUGUUAAUUCUAAGUUGGAGCAUAAAAAUUACUAAAGUUGAUAAUAAUCCAGUGUAAAGUGCGAUUCAACUAAGAAUAGGACCGACUGGGCGCCAUAUUGUGAUGUCAUAGCUGUCAAUUCAAACCAAAUAGAUAGAGUGAGCAAAAAAAAGUUUUUU